Ramularia collo-cygni is the source of this 2001-nucleotide messenger RNA. Its product is annotated as related to rabkinesin-6. Gene Ontology annotation, cellular component: microtubule; kinesin complex; nucleus. Gene Ontology annotation, molecular function: microtubule binding; ATP hydrolysis activity; ATP binding. Lineage: Eukaryota; Fungi; Ascomycota; Dothideomycetes; Mycosphaerellales; Mycosphaerellaceae. Gene Ontology annotation, biological process: microtubule-based movement. Bases 1 to 2001 code for a protein of 666 amino acids. The transcript is spliced from 4 exons. The record is from RefSeq and is a predicted model, not a curated record.
AUGGAAGCCUCCAAGCCGUCGACGGCCCUAUUCGAUGUUUUUUUGCGCCUGCGACCGUCGCCCGCAGUUGACCGAGAGCGAUUUCUGGAUGUCGAACCCGCAGUUUACAGCGCGCCAACACACAUCACCAUCAAACCGCCGGUUGGAGAUACCAGAAAGCGAGCAGUUGAGCGGUUCGCAUUCACGCGGGUCUAUGAGGAAGCAAUCGGGCAGAAAGAGAUCUUCCAGACGACGGGAAUUGUGCAGCAGAUCCAGGGCGUGCUGGGCAACAGUGGACGAGAGGGACGGGAUGGAUUGUUGGCGACAUUGGGAGUGACGGGCAGUGGAAAGUCACACACCAUCCUCGGAUCGAAAUCGCAGCGUGGACUCACACAACUAACGCUCGAUGUCCUCUUCGCCCACACCGACGAAUAUCUCGCCGACGUUGACUACAACGACACGGCCUACAACUCCCUCUGUCAGUCCGAUGUCUCGGAAGCAUCUAUCUGCACGGCAUCACUAUUUCUGGACGGCGAUGUGGGCAACACGACAUUCUCCGGCCGCAUGUCGCGAGCCGCCACGCCUGCAAUGACCGACUCAUCUUUCCUAUCCGCCCCAUCCUCGAAACGGUAUCUCCCAAGAGUGUCCACUCUUCCACAAUCUCCCUCGACCAGCGAUAUUUCCAUCAACAUCGACACGGACGCCGAAUACGCUAUUCUUGUUAGCAUGUACGAGGUCUACAACGACCGAAUCUUUGACCUACUCACGCCCUCCAUUGGAGCUGGAAAGGUGAAUCCUCUGAAGAGGAGAGCACUCUUGUUUAAAAGCACCGAAGCCAGUCCUGAUCGCAAGGUUGUGACUGGCUUGAGGAAAGUCGUCUGCUCAACUCUUGAAGAGGCUCUCCUUGUACUUGAGACUGGCCUGCAGGAACGCAAAGUCACAGGCACCGGUAGCAACUCUGCCAGUUCUCGGAGUCACGGCUUCUUCUGUGUUGAAGUGAAGAAGAGGCAUCGAGGUCAUGGCGUUCCUGGAGCAUGGUCGAGCAGUACGAUGACCAUCGUUGACCUUGCUGGCUCCGAACGUGCACGCGCCGCUCAAACAACGGGCAGCACUCUGGCCGAAGCCGGAAAGAUCAACGAGUCCCUCAUGUACUUGGGUCAAUGCAUGCAAAUGCAAUCCGACAAUGCCCACUCCGCAACACCAGCUCUUGUUCCUUUCCGCCAAUGUAAACUCACAGAGCUCCUCUUCUCGAACUCCUUCCCACACCACGGCGGUCACAAUGCAAUUGCCAAGGCGAGUCAAAAAGCCAUCAUGAUCGUCACAGCCGACCCACUUGGAGACUUCAACGCAACCUCUCAGAUCCUACGCUACUCUGCUCUUGCCCGAGAAGUCACAGUACCUCGCAUCCCAUCAGUAAAUUCUACAAUUCUAAGUGCGACACUCCGAGCUACUUCCAGCGGCCGGCCGGUCACACCUUCUGCGAUCCUGGAAGAAUUAGAGGCCAGCUAUGCAGAGGCUGCGCGGCUUAAGGAGCAACUGGAAGUCACUCAACUGCAACUACAAGAGGAGACGCAGAGGCGAGUGGAGGUCGAGGCGAGCUGGACCACAGCUGAGAUGAGACUUGACGAAGUUGAGGGACUGAUCCGAGAAGAAGUCUGCGAGGAGAUGGAGAGGAGGAUGGAUAACGAGAUGAGGAGGUGGAGAGCGAUGCGAGAUGCUGAGCUAGACGCCGCUGAUGAGCAUGUCGAUCGAAAGAUGGAAGUAUUUGCCAAGGGACUGGAUGCCGGUGCCAUACAGAUCUGGGAGGACGACGAUAAGGAGAACCAGAAUGUUUUUGAUGGCGGCAAGCAGACUUCACGAGUUCGAGAACUUGAAGAUGAAAAUGCACGGUUGAGGGAGCAGUUGGCGAGUGCGGAGAGGGAGAAGAUGGGGAUGAGGAGUCCGAGUAAGAAGAUGAGAGUACUGAAGACGAGGAAAUGGGAUGGUGAGGGGUUGGGGGUGAGUUUGGGAGAUGAGUUGUGA